CGUUCGUCCCUACACGGAAUGUUUACGGUAACGGACAAAAUAAUGAGUGGUUACCUGGUUGUCUGUGUAGUAUUAUCCUAUCUGAUAUUUGUAAAAUGGAUAUAUUAUCGACAUCGGCGCUCUUUGAUAAAGUUACUGAGCAACUUAAUGAAUGUUUUACUGAACAAAGAAACGAGCGGGGCGGACAUCAGAGCUUUAAUCGUGACUGCUCAUCCGGAUGAUGAAUGCAUGUUCUUCGCGCCAACGAUUGUACGACUGGUUGAAUUAAAUAUCAACGUUCAUUUGCUCUGUUUGUCUGAAGGAAACUACUACAAUCAAGGAGCUCUGCGUAAACAAGAACUUCUCAACAGCUGUUCCGUGUUGGGGAUACCAGACUCAAGAGUCACCAUAAUCAACCAUAAAAAACUUCCUGAUGAUCCCAAAGCAGAGUGGAGCAUCUCAUUGGUCUCCUCUUUGAUUGUGAACCACAUAAGAGAUAACUCCUUCAACAUGGUGCUGACCUUCGAUGGAAGAGGAGUGAGCGGCCAUGCCAAUCACGUAGCCAUCUAUAAAGCUGUCAGCCAUCUUGCCUCCACUGGACAAGUACCCAACGACUGCUGUUUGCUCUCCCUGACGACCGUUGGCCUCUUCAGGAAGUACAUCUCCCUCUUGGAGCUUCCCGUCAGCUUGCUGCUGCCUUCGUGUCUCAGCUGUGUGAUAGGUUCACAGGGCUACAAGAAAGCCAGAGCAGCUAUGUUUUGCCAUCGCACUCAGCUCCUGUGGUUUCGUCACCUCUACAUCGCCUUCUCCCGGUACAUGUUCAUAAAUACUUUCCAAAUAAUCCCACAAGGACCAAAGAACCUGAAGAUCUAUUGACACAAGCAGAUACAACUCUAUUAGGUUCUCAACUGGCUGUUCAGUUACUAUAAGCUUGUGGUUAGACCGAACUAAGAAAAUGUCUGCAAAUAGCAAUAUAGUUCUGUUGUGACUGGAUUUACUGGAAAAUCUAUGAGGAACAACAGUACAUUGUUUUGCUUAUGCAGGAAUUAAAAUUAGUUUCAGUAACGUUUUCCAGUAGAGAGUAACCUAUCAAAAAAAAGUAAUAGAACAAAGGAUCCCACAAUGACCAAAUAAUCUGAAGAUCUACUCAGUUAACUCAUUCAACAUGCACUGAUUGUUACACUCCAAUGCAGCCAACGGACUGCCUCAGUACUCUGUGGUAGGAGGGGAUUUAGUAGCUGUUUACAAAUGUUAGCUGUUUUGCUCACGGGACCAAAGAUUUCUUCAAUACUAUAUUUGCUCCAGUAUCCUGAAUUUUUAGUGUUAAAAACCUUUUUUGAAUGAAGCUGACAGUUACUUUAAAGUAAAAGCAACAAAGUUCUUGUGAAAACGCUCUUUAUUUUUUCUGUCUUUACACUGUAUAGAACAACACCAAGGUUUUAACCUUUUUCAUGCAAGUUUUAAAGAUUGUUGAAAACACUGUACAGUUUUUCUGAUAUACUUGAUACACCACUGAUAUACUAGAUUAAAGAGUUUGAUUUGUGUUAGCA
Molecule: messenger RNA, 1529 nt
Organism: Notolabrus celidotus (New Zealand spotty)
Lineage: Eukaryota; Metazoa; Chordata; Actinopteri; Labriformes; Labridae
Gene: pigl
Product: phosphatidylinositol glycan anchor biosynthesis, class L
Exons: 7
Coding region: 19-855 (278 amino acids)
Biological process (GO): GPI anchor biosynthetic process
Cellular component (GO): endoplasmic reticulum
Molecular function (GO): N-acetylglucosaminylphosphatidylinositol deacetylase activity
Source: RefSeq, a predicted model, not a curated record